AUGCCGCCCGCCAGCCUGCGCGAGGAGUCCGAAGACUCGGCCGGGUGCGGCGACGCGAUCGCUGAUCUAAAAUUGGGGGAAGUUUCGACCGGGGAUGGGUCGCCGGUUGGAGGGGGAGGCGGGGCGGGGGAGGGCAGCGGCACCGGCGGCAGCUGGGAGGCUAGGGAGGACGGAGGAGCGGAAUCGAACAGCCUGGGGUCGAAUGCGCCCCCCGAUGCUAGCCACGGCGUGAGCCCAGCCGGAGGGGGCGGCCGGGAGGGAGCGGCCGUCCGGGACGACCUGCCCAAUUUGUGCCAAGGUCGCUGGCGGGGCGCCCUGCGCCUGGCGUCGCUGGAGGGCGACGGCGCCGACAGCCCCGUGAUCGAGGGCUUCCUGGACUCGUGCGACUCCGGCGCCACGCCGCGGUCGUCAUGGGGCCUGGAAUCCGAUCGCGGCCCGCCGAGCUGCCGGCCGCCGCGGAUGUCGGCCCUGGCGGGCGAAAGGGCCAGGGCAUGGGGCGCGAGGGGCGCGCCCCACACACCCCGAUGCGACAAUCCGCCCCUCAUCGGCUCAUCCCCGUCCUGCAGGGAUCAUCUGGCCAACGGCGGGCCGUCCUCGCGGCUGGGCGACGGGCACGGGAUUGGCCACGGCCGGUUGCAGCGGGCGUCGGCGGAAACGGGGACCGCGGCUGGCGCUCGAGGCAUCGCCGGUGUGGAGGGAUCUACAGUCGCCUCCCCCGCACUCGCGUCGUCGCCGUGGUCGACCGUCGAUGUGCCUGCCGCGCUGCGGAGGAGCACCUCGGGCCCGGGCGGCAGGGCGGGGGAUGGUGAAUUGCAGUUUGAUGAUGCUGCGGGGCGGUUGGCGGGGAUGGAGGGCGCGUCGCCGGGUGCCAGCGGGUCGUGGGGGCCGGGCGGGGGCCCGCUGAGGAGCGGCAGCGUUGUCCGGGCGGAGCUCGUGACCACGGACAGCGGGUGCCUGACGCCGGCGGGCCCAGAGCGGCCCCUGUCCAUCAGGCGGGGUUCAUCAAUGAGGGACGUCUUCGCCAGCCACGAGAGCUUCCUGCACUUCGACGUGGAGGAGCUGGAUGAGCUGCUGAGCCCGUCCCUCGUCCCGGGGGACGGGGGCUGGGGGGAAAUGGGCGCUGGGAAUCCCCCCGCCAAUUCUGUGGAAGGGAGGACUGAUGCGGAGGACGCCAGGGAGGGGUCGGGGGGCACGCUGUGCGAGCGGUACAAGUCGCUUGUGGCCAAGACGGCGGAGCGCCCCAUGCUGGUUCUGAACCUGGGCGGGGUGGCGAGGGCGGACGCCAUGGGCAGCGGGGAGCUGGACAGCGCCCGCAACAACAGGAGCAGGGAGGCCCAGGCGGGCAGGGGGUCGGAGGAGAGCCUGGAGGCCACGGCCGGCGCGGGCGGAGCGCCGCGGAGCAGGCUGCGGGAGGAUCGGCGCGCAAGGGCGCGGUCGGACCCCGCGGUGUUGUCGAAGGAUGGGCGGGGCCUGCGCGGGCGGCAGCAGCGGGGGGACAGCGCGGUCGACACGGCGUUUGCGGGGUGGUCCAAGACGGGCGAGCAGGAGGACAAGGGCCAGGAUGACGAGGGCUACAACCCGGUCAGCUGGCCGGGCAACGGGGUGAAUGUGUACCCGCUGGAGUCCAAGUACGCCAACCCCCUGAGCGACGGCUGGCAGCCCAACUGGGUGGUCCAAUACACGCAGAAUCCGCAGUUCAAGGUGUACGACCCCUCGUUCGGCCUGCCGCCGGUGCGCAGCAUACACAGGAAGAGCAUCUCGGUAUCGGGCACGCUGCCCGAGGGCAGCGUCGUGGGGUCGGAGAUGGGCCUGUUCAGCAAGGAGAAGAGCAGUAGAGGGGGGAGGAUGUGCAGACUGCUGGGCAGGCUGUUUUGGUGCCGCUGUCCAGGAGGAAAGAAGGCGGCAACGACUGGAGGGGACGAAACAGUGUCAAAUUCCAUAUUUUAUGAUGGCGCAGACGAAGAUGAGGCCAAGAGGGCAUCAGCAAGAUUCGCUGGAUAUGCCAGGAGGCAAAAGUUCAUCAUGCGGAUGAUAGAAGAGUCCAGGCAACUUGACUGA
Ostreobium quekettii is the source of this 2058-nucleotide messenger RNA. The record is from the annotation of a GenBank genome assembly. NCBI's taxonomy places the organism in Eukaryota, Viridiplantae, Chlorophyta, Ulvophyceae, Bryopsidales, Ostreobiaceae.